Molecule: messenger RNA, 1914 nt
Organism: Acanthopagrus latus (yellowfin seabream)
Lineage: Eukaryota; Metazoa; Chordata; Actinopteri; Spariformes; Sparidae
Gene: ucn1
Product: urotensin 1
Exons: 2
Coding region: 198-644 (148 amino acids)
Cellular component (GO): extracellular region
Molecular function (GO): hormone activity
Source: RefSeq, a predicted model, not a curated record
CCCCUCGUCGUCUCCGUAGCUUGUCCGGCUUCCAGACCAGCUUCUCUGAGCCUCGCGUUGACGUCAAAGCAGCGGGCUUGGAUGUAUAAAACCCUCCGUCCUCUCCGGUCGACGCUCACAGGGACUUUUUCCAGACUCCGAGGAGGAGACAUCCCGCCGGCCGAAGUUCAGCUGCAGCAUCUGGACAGAAGAAAGACAUGAAGCCAGUCCCCCUGCUCCUGCUCCUCUCCUCGGUCCUCCUCUCGUCGCACCUCCGCCCCGCCGCCGGCAGACCGCGCGCCCUCCCCGGCUGGCUGGAUGGCAGCGGCCGCCUCCAGACGCAGCGACUGGACGAAGUGCUCCUGAGAGCGGCCGCCGCCGGAGACAGCGCCGCCUCAGAUCCGCUGGGCGACAACCUCCUGAGGCUCUUCCAGAGGAGGACCCCGGACCCCCUGCUCCUGCUCCCGUCCGAGGAGGAGAGCCGGGACGAGGCGGUGAGGACGGCGGCGGCGGCGGCGCAGCUGCUGAAGCGGAGCGAGGAGCCGCCGCUGUCCAUCGACCUGACCUUCCACCUGCUGAGGAAUAUGAUCCAGAUGGCGAAGAUGGAGAGCCAGAGGGAGCAGGCGCAGCUCAACCGCAAAGUGCUAGACGAGGUCGGGAAGUAAAAGCUCUAUUUAUUUUAUUUUAUUUUUUUUAUCCAUCGUAGAGAAAAUGCCUCAUUUAAAAACAGCCCAGCCGCUGUCUAUAAGUAAUCAAGACCUCUGACAUUAGUUGUUGUCGUGCGCCUGCCUUCUCCUCCACGCCAUUUUACGCACAGAUGGUGCCAAAUUACGCAUCACAGCAUCCGCGAGUAAAACGUAGAAAGAAAGAAAAAAAAAAUCUUUAAGUGUUAGUUAAAGACUUCGCUGGAAACGGACUCCCGGCUUCACCCCCAAACCCUCCUCACCUUCCUCACCCUCCUCACCCCCUCUGCUCUCCACACUGGACUCCUGGAAUCACUGGAUUUCACACUUUAACAUUUGGACACAUAUAAUGCGGAUGUGAGCAGCAAUGUUCUUUGUCUUUUUUCUUUUUCUUUUUGUCCCGAUGAUCAAAUGAUUUGAUGCAUGAAGAGAAAAGUGAGAGAUGGCAAAAUAAAUGAUUCAAAGUGAGCUGACUGAAACAUUUGCAUAUGUCAGCUUUGCAAAUUUUCCCCUUAAAUUACAGUCUGAUUUCUCAAGAUCUCAAAGUUGACCUCAGUGUGAGCGUUUGUAUUUGACAUUUGAAAGAUGCUCCUAACAUCUGCCCCCUUUCUAGGCAGCUUGUUUACCCCUGCAGCAAAAACAACAAGGUGCAUUAUGGGUGUUUAACCAGCACACACCUUGAAUGGUUUAAUGGUUCAGACACACAAUUCUCCACAGUUUCCCACUUAAAGUAGUGGCAGAUACAACAAAAAGGGGGUGAAAUUGACUCCAGUUUAUGAUCAAAGUUAUAAAUAAACACAAAUAUAUGAAAUUUAAAAAACCUUAAUAGACUUAAUAUAAGUUAUGGUGCAGGGUUCUGGCACAAAAAAAGUGGUAUUACUCAUAACUGAUCAAUAGAGGGUGUCAUUUGGCAACUUAAAGUGCUAAAUCGAGCCAUAUUAGCUCAUAAUUGACCUUUUAAAAUGAAAGAAUACUCUGCAGGAUUUGGAAGUGAAAUCUCCUCUCUCCUCUCCUCUGCUUCUUUCUUUUAAUCCGCCCUGAUCAAUCAAACUUAAUAUCACAAGAUUGAAGGGAUCUGUUUGGAAAUGUGUCCGAGCCGGAAAGAAAGACAAAACAGUCUUCGCGUUGCUUUGUUUUCCAUCCUCUUCUCGCCUUCUUUUCAUCCUCUGUUCCGUUUCUUCAGCUGGAGCAGGAGCACUAUCACUAUGUACUGUAUCAACUGUAGCAUGCUAAUCCACAAGAAAAAAAAAAA